GUAAUCAUAGAAAAUUGAGUGCAAGUCAGGUAUCGGAUUGUGCUAGCACCUCGUCAUCGAAGAAAGUGAAGAAAGUGAAGAGAGCGACAAGUUUUCAUCAGUUUAAGAAAUAUUUAGAAACACUUUCGAAAAACGUCUACGAAAUGAAUAAUAAAUUCGAUGAACUUGUUAAUCGGAAGCCUGCACGACGUUCGCUUAAAUUACCGAAAUCUAUACGUAGAAGGGAUUAUUGGGCUUUGAAUCGUAAUUUAGAUAAAAUUACUGAAAAUUUGAAACAAACAAGUCUCGUUAAACGGAAAAAUAAACGCAUACAGGUGAUCGUGGCCGCUUUAGAGGAUUUAACCGCGCAAUUUAGCUCAUGCGCGGAUAGCUUCCGGCAAUUAUGGUUACAAAAGAAGCAAGAGCAAGAAACUAAACGAGCCGAAAAUCUUAUAGAGAAGGAAACGGAAACUGAUAUACGAGAGAAAUCGUACACCGAUUGGAUAUACGAAAUGCGUAAUACACCGAAUGGCAAAAAGUUUUUAAAUCGAGUAGACAGUUCGUUGCGUAAAGCUUUGGCCAAACAUAAAGAUCAAUUGGAAAAUGAGAUGAAAAUCAAGUGGAGGCAUGUGAAAGGUCUCAUGAAAUUGCAAUAUAAAGAGAAGCUCUUAAAGCAUUUCUCUUCUCCCGGGAAACAAAAUGGCACUAACGAAGUUCAACGGCUUAACGAAAGCAUAGAAACGAAAUUAAGGCAAUUUGAAAAGACACAAACGGAAUUAUUGCAAAAAAUGCAAAAUGUCUCCGCGUUAUCAAGAGAGAACAGUUAUCAACAAGAACGAAUUGUCCAGGAUGUACAGGAACCGGAGAAAUUAAACUCUCAGCCCGACGAAUUACCAAUUGUGCAGCAGCAGCCAAAGAAACAAACUCAAGAGAUGAUUAAACCUCUUCGGCCAAGAGAUGGUCUUUUAAAGGAUGUCCUGAAUACGCAAAAGCAAUUGCAUAAAGUUUUCGCAAAUAUCAAAGAACAGGAACAUAAUGUGAAUAACAUAAUCUGCGAUUCAAAAUUACGCCUACAACAAUUGGAAUAUGAGAGCAAUCAAAUUGAACAGAACUUUUUAUCAUACUUGGAAAGGCAAAAGGAGGAAUGCAUGCAAAUGGGUAAACAAAGUAAAAGUGUCGUACCAUUUAAAACGGCCAAGCUAUUGAAGAAAGCGAGCAAAAGCGCUCUGCAUUGCUUUCAGAAAGAGGAUAAUAAUGAAUGUGAUGAAGAGUUUUUAGCAAUGAAACAGAAACUUGACGAAAUCGAGAAGCGACGACAAACGGAACAAUUAGAUUGCUAUAGUACGAGUAGUACGUCGUCUGUAGAUCUACGAAAUGCCGUUGUCGAGGCCAAAACCAGAUUCUUCGAAGAUGAAUCCAAAUUUAGACAGAGAAAACAUUUAGAAUUAUUGGUUGAAAAAUUCAAUUCAAUAAAGCGAUUAAAUGAUGGCGCUGGCGAUGAUAAAAACAAUCCUUAUGAUGAACGUAAUGAUAAAUGCGAAGAGAAACCAAUUAAACCGAUCUAUCAUAACGAACAACUUACUGAUCAUUAUCCGUUAGAGUUUGAUAGUCGCGUUUCAAUUAACGAUCUAUCAACGAGACAAUCGAUCGACGAGCGAACGUUAGGUGAUAAUAAUAUUAAAGAGAAAAUUCACUCCAUAACACAACAACAAGAGAAUAAGAUAUUGAGGCAACGUAAACCGACGAAAGUAACUAAUGAGGAUGUGAAGAAUGCUUUAGAGGAUUUGAAAAGUUUUGCGACACAAAUUACUGCCGAAAAUUACGCAACAACAAAUUCGGAAGUACUAAAGCAAUCAAUGGUCAAAAUGAAAAAACUUUUUGAACAAGAUACACGAUCGAAUAGCGAUUUAUUGCAAAACUAUCGGAUCAACGUUAUUGCCGAAGAAGAAGAGCAGCAGCAGCAGCAGCAGCAGCAGCAGCAGCUUGAUGAUGUUUUCGAAAGUUUUUCAAAAAAUUUAAAUGUCAAUGUAGUAAUUGAUUUUGCAACGAGAACAACAACAACAACAACGACAACAACGACAACAACAAUGACAACGACAACAACAAUGGCGAGGACGACGACGACGACAACAACAGGGAACGCAAUAUCUCCUAAAGUGAUAACAAUAUAUGAUACUCCAAGACCAUUAUUACAUGUUUGCGAUGAAAAAUCGAGAAUGCAAGCGACUGACAAGAUUUCCAAUAUUUCAGUGCCUUCGAUUUUGGAGUCGAACAGUUCCAGUAACGAAAGUUCAAAAUCAAUGGUAUCGAAUAAUGGAAAGCCUGAAAUGUCUGCUUCUAAAAAUGAUAUAAACUCUGACAUAUAUCCCGAGCAUUUGGAUGCAAUUCAAACAAACGAAAGUCCGCCAGAAGACAACGAUUAUCCUGAAAUGAUGGAAACGGUCGAAAUUCUUUCUCCCGGUAAUAAUGAUUCAAGUCGAACAUCUCCAAUCGGCAGCUGUGAAGAGCAAAUCUCUAUUGGGCAGAGAAGCCCAAAGGAUCAAUCUAAAACGAGUGACUGCAGUAAUAGCGAUUUCUGGGCAUAGUUCAAAAAACAAAACAAAACAUAAGC
Molecule: messenger RNA, 2590 nt
Organism: Glossina fuscipes
Lineage: Eukaryota; Metazoa; Arthropoda; Insecta; Diptera; Glossinidae
Product: putative leucine-rich repeat-containing protein DDB_G0290503
Exons: 5
Coding region: 144-2564 (806 amino acids)
Source: RefSeq, a predicted model, not a curated record